GCGUACAAAAAAAAAAAAACCAGCCAGAAGGCGACGGAGUGAGGAGGUGCCGUGAGUUGGAAUGUCGGCGUGAAGAGACUCGGAUUAUACCGCGGCGGAUUUCAGGAACACGUCUGGAAAUAAGACUUAAUUCUAAUAAUCAUCCGAAUAAUAAUAAUAAUAAUGGUAGCGCAACAGAAGAACCUGGAUGGGUACGUGGGCUUUGCAAACCUCCCCAACCAAGUGUACAGAAAGUCGGUGAAGAGAGGCUUCGAGUUCACACUAAUGGUCGUGGGAGAAUCCGGACUGGGGAAAUCGACGCUUAUCAACUCGCUGUUCCUCACAGACCUUUACUCCGCAGAGUAUCCUGGACCUUCUCACAGAAUCAAGAAGACCGUACAGGUGGAACAGUCGAAGGUGCUGGUAAAAGAGGGCGGCGUGCAGCUGCUGCUCACCAUCGUGGACACGCCGGGGUUCGGAGACGCUGUGGACAACAGUAACUGCUGGCAGCCGGUGACGGAUCACAUCGACAGUAAGUUUGAGGAUUACCUCAACUCAGAGUCACGUGUCAACAGACGGCAGAUGCCUGACAACAGAGUGCACUGCUGCUUGUACUUCAUCGCCCCCUCUGGACACGGACUGAAGCCUCUGGAUAUUGAGUUCAUGAAGCGGUUACAUGAAAAAGUCAACAUCAUCCCUCUCAUAGCCAAAGCAGACACACUGACUCCAGAGGAGUGCCAGCAGUUCAAGAAGCAGAUAAUGCGAGAAAUCCAGGAGCACAAAAUCAAAAUCUACGAGUUUCCUGAGACGGACGAUGAGGAGGAGAACAAGCUGGUGAAGAAGAUCAAGGACCGCCUCCCGCUGGCCGUGGUGGGCAGCAACACCAUCAUCGAGGUUAACGGGAAGCGUGUGAGGGGCAGGCAGUACCCCUGGGGUGUGGCUGAAGUGGAAAACGGAGAGCACUGUGACUUCACAAUCUUACGGAACAUGCUCAUCAGAACCCACAUGCAGGACCUGAAGGACGUGACUAAUAACGUUCACUACGAGAACUACCGCAGCAGAAAGCUGGCAGCCGUGACCUACAACGGAGCAGACAACAACAAGAGCAAAGGCCAGCUAACCAAAUUUGAGACAGGUGAUGGCAUGAGUCCUCUAGCGCAGAUGGAGGAGGAGAGGAGAGAGCAUGUGGCGAAGAUGAAGAAGAUGGAGAUGGAGAUGGAGCAGGUGUUUGAGAUGAAGGUGAAAGAGAAGCUCCAGAAACUGAAGGACUCUGAGUCUGAGCUGCAACGGCGUCAUGAGCAGAUGAAGAAGAACCUGGAGGCUCAGCAUAAAGAGCUGGAGGAGAAGAGGAGGCAGUAUGAGGAGGAGAGGGUCGGCUGGGAGGCUCAGCAACGCCUGGUGGAGCAACAGAAACUUGAUGCUUCUAGGACUUUGGAGAAAAACAAAAAGAAGAAAAUCUUCUAAAGUGUUUUGAGCACUAAGAGAUGUACCAGUUGCAACCCUGCCAGUCUGGACUGUGUCUGUCAAACAUCACGAAAUAUCUCCACCUUCCCGUGUGUGUGUGUGUGUGUGUGUGUGUGUGUGUGUGUGUGUGUGUGUUUAAGUGGCCAUGAUAAUUAGUGAAGAAACCUCAGUGUCGUGGCUGAUCAUUAUGACCUACAGAAAAUAGGACACGAGGGCUUUUAUAUAAAACACCACACAGACAAGUUCCCCCCCCCCACCCCCCAUCUCUCCAUCCUUUCUUUCUUUCCAACCAAAAAAAAAAGGUGACAGACUUGAACCCGUAUGGAAUCAGAAGACUGAAGAACCCCUCAGGCCACUCAUCCAUUCAUCCGUUUAUUCAUUCAUUUUAUUCAUUGAUGAUUUUCUUUUCUUUUCCCCACGUAAGAAAUGUUCAGUUCUUCCCUUUUGUGUAAUUUAAGUUAUCUAGCGUCGGACCGAACCACAUAACGUGUUAUUUUUGUUUAUGUAACGUGUAAUUUACGUUUGUUGUUCAUUACGUGUGUCUAUUCGCCCGUCACACCACCUCGAUUCACCGCGGUCAUUUCACCUCCAUCAGCAUGUCUGGACCCUUCCUUCGGUUUGCUUGGAACCCCGCAGACACGUUUACACUCUGCGUUAACGUGUGGCUCGAAUCCCGUAGGGGGCGGGGUCUAUGUACAUCACUCGAGCUGUGAAGCAUGGCGGUGGGUGCGUCGCUCACUUUACAUAGCUUUACCUUUACAAAUCUGCCUUUGUGAUGUUGAUGAUGAUGAUAAUGGUGAUGAUUUGUAUUGUGUACGAGAAAGUUCUCCCACACUUACACGUGCCUCGGAUCUGACCAAUCAUAUUGCACCCUGUAUGUGCUGAUCCGUGAGGUUCAGCCUCAGGUUCUAAUCACAGGGUUCCUCUAAAGGCUUGUGAAGAACUGCCAUGGUCCUACAAGCCAGUUUCCCCCUUCUUACGUCCUCCCCAAGCCCACUCAACCCCCCAAUAUCUCUUUGGUAUGAUCCGGAUUAAUGCUCGCUGCUGAUUGGCCGAUCGAGACAGCGAGCACGAGGUCCCGCCUACAACCGCCCAUUCACAUUUAGCUUUCCAUUAUGUACUGCACCAAUAUAUAUAUUUUUAAAAAUGUUGUCCUUUUUUUCAUUUUUAUUGUACAAAGUCACAUAAUAAAACUGUGAUGAACUGAA
Molecule: messenger RNA, 2651 nt
Organism: Silurus meridionalis
Lineage: Eukaryota; Metazoa; Chordata; Actinopteri; Siluriformes; Siluridae
Product: septin-7
Exons: 15
Coding region: 163-1443 (426 amino acids)
Biological process (GO): cytoskeleton-dependent cytokinesis; cilium assembly
Cellular component (GO): microtubule cytoskeleton; septin ring; septin complex
Molecular function (GO): GTP binding; molecular adaptor activity; GTPase activity
Source: RefSeq, a predicted model, not a curated record